Molecule: messenger RNA, 1734 nt
Organism: Aspergillus uvarum CBS 121591
Lineage: Eukaryota; Fungi; Ascomycota; Eurotiomycetes; Eurotiales; Aspergillaceae
Product: transcription factor TFIIIB subunit BDP1
Exons: 2
Coding region: 1-1734 (577 amino acids)
Biological process (GO): transcription by RNA polymerase III; RNA polymerase III preinitiation complex assembly
Cellular component (GO): transcription factor TFIIIB complex
Molecular function (GO): RNA polymerase III general transcription initiation factor activity; TFIIIC-class transcription factor complex binding
Source: RefSeq, a predicted model, not a curated record
AUGAAGUCUUUUUCCAGUUCGGUUAUCAAUAAGUCGGGCAAGAAGUUUGCUCCGAAGGCGCCCGCCCGACGCGCCCCAGCUCCCCCUCCACCACGACGGCCCAGUGUUGCGUCGCAGCCGUCUGCGUCCCAGACACCGCAGCCGGCGACCGCGACAGCCACACCUGAGCCAGGCCAUUCUACCACCCCUGUUCAACCUACCGCUGCCGCUGACACGGUCCCCGUCGAAACACCAGCCGCGGCCCUCAAGAAGAAAACUACGCCCUCAUUGUCUGCGACCGCGAUCGCAAUCCCCCAACCGAAGCGGAAGCCUUCUAUCUCAGCAGCGCCUCCCGGGGUCGUACCACCACCUCCCCAACCCACCCCACCCAGUACCGCACCUACCGAACUUGCUUCUCAGUCUUCGAUCAAUGAAUCCUUGGAAACGCGCGCCGAUGGCAGUAGGGACGUCAGCCCAACACACGUGGUGGAGCGUCGUACUGAAGAGGCCGCUGCUCCUCAAAGUCGCGUGCGCCGUCCCGCAGAUGGCGCUAUCGAGAUUCGCCCGACCAAACGUCCCAGGACCAAUUCUGCGGCUCAGACUUCUACCCCACCUCUUACCAUUUCGAUAGAACCUUCAGCGACCCAAGCCCCUCCACUUCCCACGCCCCCCGCUUCUCAAGCCAACGCUAUAGACACUCAAGAACCUUCAGAAAGUCAAACAGAGACAGAGUCGCAGACGCCCGCCCCUACUACGCAACCUCGAAAGGUGGUCAAGGUUCGAAGGAAAUCUGUCAAGGAAGGGAAUGGUGAGAGUGCGACGGCCAAGAAAAAAGAAAGAAAGACUCGUACACGGAGAAGGCGCGAGCCAACUCCUGAAGGUUCUGAGAACGUUGAAAUCGCCCCUGGGCUCAUUAAAAUGUCGGAAUUAUGCAAGGACCUUCGGACCGGAAAACUCUCCAAGAGAGAAACUGAACUUCGCGUCCUCGACCAAGCAGAGCAAGAGCGCAAACAACGUGCACAGCAAGAGGGAGACACUGAGGUUCCAAUGAAGGCCAAUGGAAACGAGCCCACGCCAGCAGUCGAAGGAAACAGCAUGCUUGACAACAAAUCGCAAGCUGGACCGGUGAUGCGAAUUGUCAACGGAGAAAUCGUGCUCGAUACUGCUUCCUUGCAGGUUGACCGUCAUGCGGAUGCAGCACGAAAUGCCGGCGCUCUGGAGGACGUUGUAGAAAACACACUCACUCGAAAGAUCAACCAGUCUACUUACGGGAAACGUUCCAAGACAGAGUCCUGGGACGAGGAAAUGACGGAUCUGUUUUAUCGAGGGUUGCGUAUUUUUGGCACCGACUUCAUGAUGAUCAGCAAACUUUUCCCUGGGAGAAGCAGGCGGCAGAUUAAAUUAAAGUUUAACAACGAGGAGCGCCGCGACCCCUUGCGCAUCAAGGAUACUCUUCUCGGUCCACGAGAGAGUAUUGACAUCAACACCUAUUCCCAAAUGACCAACACGGUGUAUGAUGAUCCUAAAGUCAUACAACAACAACUAGACGAUGAACGGAAACAGAUGGAGGAACAGCAUGCCAAAGAGAAGGAAGCUCAAGAAGAACUGCUUCGCAACCCGGAUGGUGCGGCUGAAGGAUCCGGUCAAAAUGGCGACAUGCCUGCUAAGGUCAAACGACCCAGCCGGAGGCAGGCGAUGAAAGCCAUGGCCGGUGGAACCGAGGAGGUAUUGGGCACGAUCGACGACGUUCCUUGA